AUAAGCCGAAACCAGUGUCAAUUUAGGCGUCGCGAAAGAAACGGCCACAAAUCAUCCCUAAUUUCGAAAGUAGUAGCAUGCAAAAAGUGGCUAUGUUCUUGUCAGUGAUGGUCAGUGCGUUAUCCGCGAAGGUAGUGUCAGUUGAACUUUGAUCAAAUCACUGGUGACUUACAAUGAACGUGCCAAAAGUCGGGCUUAAAAUCUUCUUCAUAUUGAUCCUCGUCGACCAAAUCUACUCAAACAUCGACCGAAAAGAAUUUUUCUGUGGAAAAAAAUUAGUGAAAACUCUCACCGAACUUUGUGCUAUUUACAAUUACCCGACUUUGCCUAGGAGACGUUUUCGCCGGCAAAUAGUAGACGAAUGUUGCCGGUCACAAUGCUCUCGCCGGUAUUUAGUCCAGUAUUAUUGCAUGGAAGCUCACAGCUCGAUUGCGCAUCUUCUUAAAGCAAAACCCGAACCGGAGAAACUGCCGGAAAAGCCUAUUGAAGUGCCUAAAGAAAUCCCUGUAGGUACCACCCCCCCCCACAUUUCAUCAAAUCAUGGGAAUUGCAAAUGCAGGAAAAGACGGGCAAAGAGAAUAAAUAAAUCGAAGAGGAUGCAAGGACAGCGGAAUUUCAUUCAUAAUCCGGUGCCUCCGGCUAAUAUUGGGCACGUCGAACGUUCGCAAACGCCGUUCUAUAUUUGGAAAUUCUCAAGAGUUUAUUGAAAACAUCGACUUAUUUAAAUCCAUUUCAUUUCAUCUAUUUAUUUCUUGUCUCUGUGAUUUUUCUCGUACAAAACAUUGUAUUAUUUACGAGCUGAGUAUUUUUAUGACUUCUCAAAGAGCAAUUAGUAGACUUUAAUUAUUUAUAAUUAUUAAUAAGGACAAAGGGUUUGCGUGCUACUGCUACUAAUUAUCUUCGAGGGACAUUAAUGUGACAUACUUUUUACUUCAAUAUUUUUUUACUUGUGAUCGACUUGUUUGUGUUUUGAUGCAUGGUCGUAAUUUUAAUAAAUA
This is a messenger RNA of Tribolium madens (black flour beetle), 998 nucleotides long. RefSeq lists its product as uncharacterized. The record is from RefSeq and is a predicted model, not a curated record. Gene Ontology annotation, molecular function: hormone activity. Gene Ontology annotation, cellular component: extracellular region. The coding region runs from base 174 to 707 and encodes 177 amino acids. The transcript has 6 exons. NCBI's taxonomy places the organism in Eukaryota, Metazoa, Arthropoda, Insecta, Coleoptera, Tenebrionidae.